Messenger RNA from Anolis carolinensis (green anole), 6149 nucleotides. It is a transcript of the gene phf20l1, whose product is annotated as PHD finger protein 20 like 1. Gene Ontology annotation, cellular component: nucleus; NSL complex. The record is from RefSeq and is a predicted model, not a curated record. Bases 202 to 1053 code for a protein of 283 amino acids. NCBI's taxonomy places the organism in Eukaryota, Metazoa, Chordata, Lepidosauria, Squamata, Anolidae. The transcript has 8 exons. Gene Ontology annotation, biological process: regulation of transcription by RNA polymerase II.
AAGAUGGCGGCGCGUCGCGGGGAGAUGACGGCAGGUGUGGGCGCCGGGGCGCUCGAGGCGGGGCCAGCGGGAGACGGCGAUGGGGCUCGCUGAGGAGGAGGACGCGGGGCGGAGGCGGCGGUGCCGCUGCUGUUGACGAGGCGGGGGAGCGAGCGAGUGAGCGGGGCCCGGCUGAGAAGAUAAAGGAGAGACACUUUCAAAAUGAGCAGAAAGCCUCCUAAUCGUCCUGGGAUCACAUUUGAGAUUGGUGCUCGCUUGGAAGCACUGGAUUAUCUGCAAAAAUGGUAUCCGUCACGUAUUGAAAAGAUAGACUAUGAGGAGGGGAAGAUGCUUGUCCACUUUGAACGCUGGAGUCAUCGUUAUGAUGAAUGGAUUUACUGGGACAGCAAUCGGUUGCGCCCUCUUGAAAGGCCAUCUCUAAGGAAAGAGGGUUUGAAAGAUGAUGAUGAAUUCAUUGAUUUUAAACCUGGAGAAGAGGUUCUAGCUCGCUGGACAGACUGUCGAUACUAUCCUGCAAAAAUUGAAGCAAUUAACAAAGAAGGAACGUUCACUGUUCAGUUCUAUGACGGAGUGAUUCGUUGUCUUAAAAGAAUGCAUGUUAAAUCCAUGCCGGAAGAUGCCAAAGGGCAGGACUGGAUAGCUUUGGUCAAAGCUGCAGCAGUGGCAGCAGCAAAAAACAAAGCAGGAGUUAAACCACGGACCAGUGCAAACAGCAAUAAAGACAAAGAGGAUAGAAAAUGGUUUAAAGUACCUUCAAGGAAGGAAGAAACCUCAACCUCAACCAUUGUCCAGGAAGUUCAGAAGAAGGAAGAACAAUCAACAUCCAGUGAGACAUUUGGAUUCCCUCUAGUGGACGUCCCAAAGAUUGCCUUUGUACAGGCAGAGAAUGCAUUAGCACACAAGAGAAAAAACAACUUAGGCAACUCAUUUCAGGCAAAGAGGGCUCGUCUUAACAAGAUCACUGGUUUAUUGGCAUCCAAAGCUGUAAGCGCAGAUGGUGCUGAAAAAAAGGAAGAUACCAAACAAGCAGCUCCAGUCUUGGAGCAGGUAUGAAACUGUAGCGUUUGAUUCUUUUACAAGGGUCCUACUGGAAUGUACCAUGGGAAAUGUCGGGUCCAUGAUGUUAACAUUACCUCGCCAGACAGAAGGUAUUGGGGACGAAAGAAUUAUUUGUAUGUUUAUACCUCUGCAUAAAAAUGAAGUUAAUGACAGUAAGUCUGUGAUCCUAAGGCUGCAUAACAUGGAAGCAGGUCCACACUUAAUUAAGGGCUUGGCUGUGCACUUAGGAUUGAGCAGAUUGGUGUCUCAGAUCAUGGCUACCUUUACUUUAAUAAGCAGACAUCUUGAAAAUCAGAGACGUCUGUCCCCAGGUACCAUUUCAAUAUAGGUGAAAUUAUGCCCACAAGUGGCUUACAAGACCCUUGACACAAAUUAAAUUUGUGCUCAUGACACAGGGUUUUUGACAUCUAGCAAAACUUCUUUUGUAAGAAGUUUUCUUUGUAAGAAUUGGUGUUGUAAACUUGUAUGUGUUUUAUGAAACUGUUCAAUGAGCCAUACCUUUUUUUGCUAGGAUGUAUAUUUUUAAUAUGAAAAAAGGAGACAUGAAAACAUCUUGGGGGUCUGGUUUGAGUCCACAACUAAAGUGGAUGUGACCACAUACUCUCUUAUUCUAUUCAGUUGAGUUUUCUCGUAUCUGACAUUUUGUGCAUGGCAGUGCCUACUAAUAACAGGGCUAUAGAUUAACCAUGCUUGGAGAUUCAGCUUACUUUACAAUUAACAUAUAGGAAUGGCUUCUAGGACUGAGCCUGUGCCUGAAAAAUGCUAAUUAUGGAUUUAUAGACAUGUGCACACUGUUCUGCCCACUCUUUGUUGUUCCAUUUUUUAGAAUACUAAGAUUCUGUUGUUUAAGCUUUUGCAGUUUUUCUUCCAAUAGAAUUGAUUUAAUAGAUGUUAAUGAUUAUGCCAUGCAAGAUGGCAGCUUGGGCUCCUAAUUGAUAAGUAAACAUCCUGUCAGGGAGCAGUUGAGCUUCCAGCUUGGAAAUAGAAGUCUUUCUGGCUUCCAAAAUUGAUUUUUUCCCCCAACUUGCAGCUCUUUUUUUGUGAAAAUGUUCCCAAACUCAGUGUAGCUUACACAGUUUUUUCAGGCUUUUUAUGAUCUGAUGUUUCCUUUUUAGGAAUAAAUAACUUCAAUCUAGGUAAACCCACCCUGAUACCUGGUAUCAGUAGCAUUAUAUUUUCCCAGUAUCCUAGGAGAAAUUGCUAGUACAGUAGAGUCUCACUUAUCCAACAUAAACGGGCCAGCAGAACGUUGGAUAAGCGAAUAUGUUGGAUAAUAAGGAGGAAUUAAGGAAAAGUCUAUUAAACAUCAAAUUAGGUUAUGCUUUUACAAAUUAAGGACCAAAACAUCAUGUUAUACCACAAAUUUGACAGAAAAAGUAGUUCAAUACACAGUAAUGCUAUGUAGAAAUUACUGUAUUUACGAACUUGGCACCAAAAUAUCACGAUGUAUUGAAAACAUUGACUACAAAAAAGCGUUGGAUAAUCCAGAAUGUUGGAUAAGCGAGUGUUGGAUAAGUGAGACUCUACUGUACAUGCUUGUAUACACAAAUGCACACACAAACACACAAAACACUUACAUUGAUAAACCAUGUGAACCAUUCAUUUGCAGGUUCAUUGUCUGAUCUAGGCAGUAACUUCCUGUGUGAUCUUGAAGCUUAUGUGCUCAACAGGAAACAAAAAGCAAACUUUCUUUUGUGUAACACUGACUUCAGCUUUAUAGGCUGCAAACACCAGUAGUAUUCCCCAUUUCUUGUUGACCUGCUAUGUGGAUGGAUGAUUGAUAGAUAGCCAUACAGUGAAGUCACAGAAGCAUGUAUUUGGACCUUGGUGUGCCCUGGAAUCAUGUCUAUAAAUAACCAUAUGGCUGUGCCCACAACAUCUUCAGCACUUUUCAGGCAUUAGUGGCUUAAAGAAGACUUUUACGUGUUGGCGAAAUCUCCUUAAAGGCUUGCUAAAGAAACCUAAAUUUAUAGACAUGUUUAUUUAUUCAGAUCAGAGCCUUAACCUUGCUUUUAAUGUGGCUUUUUUGUUGUCCAUAGUGAUUAGCAUUUUUUCAACGAUUUACCCUUUAAAGAGUGCUUUUCUUCUACCACUCUGUUCAAGCCAACCCUUUUUGAAAUCUUUCUUUCACACUAUGACACCUAAUCAGAUUGAGAAUAUCUAUAUGAGCAACUUCAUCAUUACAAAUACUUUCUUUUCCCUCAUUAACCCUUUGCUGGUCCUGGGAGCACACUGUUAUGGUACGUGUGGUUUUUACACAACUGGUUUAGACUUUACAACUGAACCUGGGUUUAGGAAUUAAGCAAUGGAAAUGUGUGGAUUUCCCCCUGCUCCCAGUUAACUACCAGCAAGGUGAAAAUGAUAUCAGAGACUCCUCCCAAUUCUCAGGACCCUCUUUUCAUUUUACUUUGAUCCGCAGUUGUCAAAACUGUGGGAGGGUUGUUUGUUUUAGGGCAACGGUCACUGUUAUCCCACACUUUGUUCUUGAUCACUAAACUAGGGUUCAGUUACAAGUCUUGACUGGGUCUGAAGGGCCAUUUUUGAGUCACUGUUGUCAGUGCAUUCUUAUGACAUUUCUGUAUAAACAUUGAUAGUGCAUUACCAAACAGCACAGCAUCUAAGGGUAGUACCAUAAGCUCCAAAGAAUGCAAGGCUUCCAACAAAAAUAGCAGCCUGAUAUUGAGGAGGUUUUUUUUUACCUGCAUAAUGUCUGCACAGUAGUCUUCAAAUUUUCACAGCCAAAAACCAUCUUUAGUUUCAAGAUGGGAGUCAACUUGGAUAAAAUGUUCUCGCACAUAUUUUCCCCUUUGCUUUCUUUAUUUGCUUUAUACAUCUCCCUUUUACUUUAAAAGAAAACAAAACAAAUGUUAAAAAAUGUGAGGUGGUGGCACUGUGGCAUGACCACGUUGGCUCUCAUAACCUGUGUAUCUGAGAUCAUUGCUCCAAAUCAACAUGUCAUGGUCUCUGUAUGUCUUCUCCUGCCUCUACUUGAUGCUAGCAAUUGCAGGAAAACCCAUAUUCCAAAUGCCAUCAGGUCAUACUUUAUUAAGGUUAAAGGCGUCAAGCUGCAACUUGCCUGUUCAGUUUUAUACCUCAUAAAAUCAGAGAUGCUGGAAAGCAUAGAGAGUGGUAUAGGUUGAGUAUCCUUUUUUUGAAAUGCUUGGGAAGAGAAGAGUUUUGGAGUUUGGAUUUUUUUGGCGGGGGGCUUGGAAUAUUUGCAUAUACAUCUUGGAGAUGAGUCCCUAAUUAUGAAAUUCAUCUGUGUUUUAUAUACACCUUAUAGAAUGGUCUAAAGGUAAUUUUAUACAAUAUUUUAAAAUAAUUUUGUGCGUGAACAACACUUUGUGUACAUUGAUCUUUCAGAAAGUUGUCAUUAACUGUCCAUGUGGACAAUUUUGGAUGUUGGAGUAUUUCGGAUCAAGGAUGCUCAAUCUUUAAAACUUCUGCCAUUAAGUCGGUUUCUCUCAUGCAUUGCUUUGCCACCCUGCACUCAGUUUCCCCACUGAUAGAAAUUAUGUACUGGAAUUCUAAAAAUUACUAUUCAUAAUUCAGGCCAUGGUGUGUAAUAAUUAAUGAAGAGCAGACAUCAUAUUUCUCACCAAAUGUGCCUGCCAACAUAUAAUGGAAAAGCAAUCUUUAGUGUUAUUAUGCACCCUAGGAAAUGGUUUGGAGUAUUCCAGCUAGUUUGCUUUCACAUUGUGCCACCUUUAUACAUGAAACCAAUUAUGAAAUGCAUAAUGGAUUGAUUUAAUUAAUCUUCAGCAAAUGGUGCAGUUCUUAACUCACCUGGCAUAGCCGCUAUUGAAAUGAUGUCAAUUUUCCAGACUCUUUUUUUUUUGGUAAGCAACAAAAGAUACAAACAUGCAACACUGUUCAUAUUAAACUAUACUUUGCUGUUUCUAUUUCUGUUGGAAGUUAUCAAAAACCACAUCAGGUUGUUAAAUUCACAGUCCUUAAAAUAUUUUUUUGCAAACAAUUAGAUUAUGUGAUAUUUUAAAGUGUCUAGAAACCAAAUUGGAGCAUUCCUAUUUUGAGUAGGAAGAGUUAUAAAUUUGUUCAAUUCUCAAAAUUAAAAUAACACCCUUAAUUACUAACCCUGUUGAUACAAAUAAUGUCUUAAUAAAAAAAACCUCAGAGGCCCUGUGCCGAUGUAAAUUUGGCUUUAAGCAAAUCAUGCCAUGCUAACUGGGAGUUAGAAAUGUAGCUUCAAAGCAAUCUCUGUUCUGUUCUGAUGUUAGCCACAGUUUUAAAGUUAUGUACAUGCAGGUGAAAACAUUCCCCUUUCAAACCACAAAAUAUGAUUAAAUGUAUGUGGGAUUUAAAACCAUCGUUAUAAAACAGCCUGACAAGCGUUUUUAACAAUUAGUGUCAGUGGAUAUACAUGUAUUUGUAUAUCCACACAUUCAACCAUCCGUGACUUGAAAAUAUUUUAAAAAUAUGAAAAAGCAAGCCUUGAUUUUGAUGUUUUAUAUAAGGGAAACCAUUUUACUACAUCAUUGUAUGUAAUUUUGGUAUCCAAGCUGUGGUUCAUGCUGGAAUGGAGCAAGGAUUGUGUUUUCAUUGGCUGAAGCUGGCUCCCAACGUGCAAUCCAUGCUUGUGAGAAGUCAGCAUUACAUCCAUCCUGGACCAGAAUUGCUUUAUAAUGGCCAAGUUAUUUAGAGGCCAUAACAUUUCCAGUUCAACAAUGUUUCUCAGUUUUUUAAAAUAUAAAAAUGUAAUGUGAAAGAGAAGUCCAGGGUCAGCAGUCUUAUUACACUGUUGAUUUCCUCUCUCCCCCCUCUCUGGUUUACAACUGUUCUAAACCGAAACCCUCAGGUUACACAAUGCAGGUACAGUAAUCUCUUUAACUGUAUUAUUAGGGUUGGGCCAUGUUGUAUUUACCUUUGAACAGCAUCUGCUUAGAUGAAUGAAUAACGUUCAUUAAGGUCUUUUUUAAUGUUUAAUUUUGUCCUUGUUAAGAGGUUGAGCACCUUAUUAGAACAAGUUUAAAAAUCUUGUUUUAAAUAAUUUUGUAACUUUGAAAGUAAUGGUUGCUGUAGUGCUGUCUUUCACACAUGUGAAGAUAAACAAUAAAAGCAUUUAUUUACAA